Molecule: messenger RNA, 3208 nt
Organism: Peromyscus eremicus (cactus mouse)
Lineage: Eukaryota; Metazoa; Chordata; Mammalia; Rodentia; Cricetidae
Gene: Sgk3
Product: serum/glucocorticoid regulated kinase family member 3
Exons: 16
Coding region: 13-1485 (490 amino acids)
Biological process (GO): protein phosphorylation
Molecular function (GO): ATP binding; phosphatidylinositol binding; protein serine/threonine kinase activity
Source: RefSeq, a predicted model, not a curated record
AGAGAUUGUACCAUGGACUGCAAGGAGAGCUGCCCAAGUGUCAGCAUCCCCAGCUCUGACGAACACAGAGAGAAAAAGAAGAGAUUCACAGUUUAUAAGGUUCUGGUGUCUGUGGGCAGAAGCGAGUGGUUUGUCUUCAGGAGAUAUGCAGAGUUUGACAAACUUUACAACACCCUAAAGAAACAGUUUCCUGCUAUGGCUCUGAAGAUUCCUGCCAAGAGAAUAUUCGGUGAUAAUUUUGACCCAGAUUUUAUUAAACAAAGAAGAGCGGGACUGAAUGAGUUCAUUCAGAACUUGGUCAGGUAUCCAGAGCUUUACAACCAUCCAGACGUCAGAGCCUUCCUUCAAAUGGACAGCCCCCGACACCAGUCCGAUCCAUCGGAAGAUGAGGAUGAAAGAAGUGCUCCUAAGCCACAUUCUACCUCACAGAACAUUAACCUGGGACCAACUGGAAAUCCUCAUGCUAAACCAACUGACUUUGAUUUUUUAAAAGUUAUUGGAAAGGGCAGCUUUGGCAAGGUUCUUCUUGCAAAGCGGAAACUGGAUGGAAAAUUCUAUGCUGUCAAAGUGCUACAGAAAAAAAUAGUUCUCAACAGAAAAGAGCAAAAGCAUAUUAUGGCUGAACGCAAUGUGCUCUUGAAAAAUGUGAAACAUCCGUUUUUGGUUGGAUUGCACUAUUCUUUCCAAACAACUGAAAAGCUUUAUUUUGUUCUGGAUUUUGUUAAUGGAGGGGAGCUGUUUUUUCACUUACAAAGAGAACGGUCUUUUCCUGAACACAGAGCGAGGUUCUAUGCUGCUGAGAUCGCCAGCGCCUUGGGUUACCUGCACUCCAUCAAAAUAGUGUACAGAGACUUGAAACCAGAAAAUAUUCUUUUGGAUUCAAUGGGGCAUGUUGUCUUAACAGAUUUUGGGCUUUGCAAAGAAGGAAUUGCUAUUUCCGACACCACCACAACCUUUUGUGGGACACCAGAGUAUCUUGCUCCUGAAGUGAUUAGAAAACAGCCCUAUGACAACACUGUGGAUUGGUGGUGCCUGGGAGCUGUUCUCUAUGAAAUGCUGUACGGACUGCCUCCUUUUUACUGCCGGGAUGUUGCUGAAAUGUAUGAUAAUAUUCUUCAUAAGCCCCUGAACUUGAGGCCAGGCGUGAGCCUCACGGCGUGGUCCAUUCUGGAAGAACUCCUAGAAAAAAACAGGCAGAAUCGACUUGGUGCCAAAGAAGACUUUCUUGAAAUCCAGAAUCAUCCCUUUUUUGAAUCACUCAGCUGGACUGACCUUGUACAAAAAAAGAUCCCACCACCAUUUAAUCCUAAUGUGGCCGGACCAGAUGACAUCAGGAACUUCGACCCAGUCUUCACGGAAGAGGCGGUUCCCUGUUCUGUGUGUGUGUCUUCUGACUACUCUAUAGUGAACGCCAGUGUUCUGGAGGCAGACGAUGCGUUUGUUGGUUUUUCUUACGCCCCUCCUUCAGAAGACUUAUUUUUGUGAACAGUUUGACAUUCAGAAACCAUUGGACAAAUAAAUUCAAGCCUGCGGAGAAGACAGAAACGCCAAUUUGUGUGAAUAUAUUCAACUAUGUAUAACAGUGCCUCAUUUUUACAUGUAAUGUUAAAAACUAUGAAAUAAUGUAUUUUCUGCUGUAAGCCAGAAAUAGGGCAUUUCAAAGAGCUGAGUUUUGAACUGAAAUUUGUAUUCUUGUUUAUUAAGCUUAUUUUUAAACAAAAAUUUAAAGCUAUUAUUCUUAGCAUUAACCUAUUUUUAAAGAUAACUUUUUGCUAUUGACUGUUUUUUCCCUGUUAAGUUUACACUAACACAUCCAAGAUAGACUGUUUUUAAUAGUCUGUUACAGUUAAGUAAGAUGUAGUAAUAUCUUUAUAAUUCUAUGACUUUUAUCAUAGCAGAACUAUGCAAAUGGUACCUGACAGUUUAAGAGGAAACCCUAUCUUCCCAUGAUAAGUCAUUAUCUGAAAUUUGCUUUUUGUUAGGAUUCAAAUGCAAGAGCAGGUUAAAGACCCUGGCUGCUAGUGAACAGUAAUAGGCUACCCACCUGCAGCCCCGUAAGAAAAAACAAAAAGAAAUCCUUUGCUUUUGGAAUACUCAGUUCUCAUCCGUGCAUCAUUUUUCUUCUAGAGGAAAAGACAAUAUUCAAUGGCCAGAAAGUUCUAGAAUUCCCAAGGAACUGAGAAGUAAUAAAAUGCUACCAGAUAUUUUUAGUGGUGCCAAAAAUAAAUGUCUCUUGUCAUAUAUUUAUAUUAUAAAUGUUUUCUAUUUAUGUUCCUUUUGACUUUUUGAAGGUUUAGUAGACUGUUGAGUGGGUCUAAACCUUGGUGUCUGUUUUUGCAAAUAUUUCAAAACUGCCUUCGUAAUCGAGUUUGUAAAAUGACAGGAAAAAAAGUAAUUUUCUAUAAUGUUUACCUAAUUGUGAAUUAAAAAGUAAAAUAGCAAAUCUGGGUCGUGUAACUGUCUGUCACUUCCUGCACUGUAACGAAAGGUAACAGUGACUUAGCAGGUACAUGUUCAGUAUUACUCAUUUGGUAGUGACAGGGAUCAGACAAACACAAGGUCUCAUGAAGGCUGAUAGGAGUUUUCGCUAUGUCUGAAGUCCACACCUGCCUCUGGGAUCCUUAUACAUCUUAGAAAUAGCACAGAAAAGUGACCAUAAAAUCACGUCAUCUAACAUCUUCAUCUGUAAUGGUAAAGGAUGUUAGGUACAGAGAAACUAUUUAAGAGGGGUGCUCAGCUUGGGAAGCCCCUUCCUGGAGGACAGUCUUUCGGGUCCUUUAGGAAACAGUGUUGUGAGCUUAGCUGCCCUAAGAACAAACUUCCCUUACAUGUGUUAUCUUGAUAAAGAGAUGACAGAAACAUUUCUCACCUUUGGCUUGAAUAUGUUCAGCAGAUUUGGGCUAGGCGGUGCUUGGCUUUGACAGUGGUAUAUCUCUGCAGGACACUGGACUUCCUACACUGUACAUACUUGAUUUGGGGCACUUCUGUAAGCUCUACUUUAAUACAGAGGUUUUUUGUUGAUUAUAAAUCAAGACAAAAGUUGUACAUGUAUGAUUUUUUUAUUCAGAUAUCCCUUAAUUAAAUUGCCAAAAAUUAAAGUGCAAUAUUGUAUUUUUAAGAACAAAUUUUAGACUUUUGAUGUUUCUUGGAUCACAAGAAAUACAGAUCUAUGUAGCAUAAUAAAAUUAUCAGAAAGAUUAACGAUCAA